Photinus pyralis (common eastern firefly) is the source of this 2471-nucleotide messenger RNA. RefSeq lists its product as uncharacterized. The record is from RefSeq and is a predicted model, not a curated record. Lineage: Eukaryota; Metazoa; Arthropoda; Insecta; Coleoptera; Lampyridae. The transcript is spliced from 10 exons. The coding region runs from base 22 to 1707 and encodes 561 amino acids.
UAAAAAACCCACUUUUUAAAAAUGAAGCUCAUUCAACUGUGCCUCAUCGCGACCUUCCUUGGAGUUGCGACAAGCAACACCAUUCAACCAAGAACGUACAAUUUUACCACCUUCAACUUCAAACAAAUCAUCACCAAGAAUGACUUGGAACAACUGCAAAGACAUAGCAGAUCGGAACAGGUGGCGGUGAUGAACGAGUACAUUGACGAAUUUCUGGAAGAACUGAACGAAUUCCUCAUACUGCAAGGUAUGGAUCCAGUAAGUUUACCCGAUCAGGUGAAGCGAUUCCAGUGGACCAUAUUCUGGGGGGAGGUGUCUUUGAAAGAGGGUUGGUUGCAAGGAGUUGGCACAAUUCAACGUAAUGGAGACGUCACCAUUAAAUACGAAUACCCCACCAUGAGAGUGAUCUUUCCUUUAAAGUUCGGACACUUACACAUAAGCUACGACUACCUCGCGCAAUUCACUUACUUAGGUCCUAAAGGGUUGAUGUCCGGUUCGGUGAAAGGAACGCAAUUCUACUUCGACCUUGAGGUAGAUAUGGCAACACUGCUGGUGCGCUUGAACAAGUAUGACCUUGAAGAUUUGGGAUCCAUCUCGCUGACGUUUCACGGAGGCAUUUUCGAAUGGUUCGCGAAUAUGUUGAUAUGGGUCGUUAAACCAAUACUGAAACCCAUUCUCCAGUUGGUGCUUUAUAAUUUCACCCACGGCACGAUCGGUGGGCUCAUUGAAACUUACAAUGCGCUGGUUAAUCAAAUACUGGGAAACAUUUCCCAUCCCUGGGAUUGCCUCUUCAUGCCAAAAAGUGUUAGAGAAGAAAUGCGAAUUGAGUUACUAAAGAAAACAAAAUUCGUUUACAUCAAGGGCACAAAAGACAUGCCACACAUGAACAGUCAAAACGGCUUGAUAGCUGCGUGCAUAAAACGUCUCCUUUGCCUUUUCUUAGUCCAUUUCAGAAUGAGGCUGUUUUUAGUGCUGUUCUGGCUCACUUCUGCCAACGCAAACGAAGACGUGCCGAUUCCUGACUUUUCGACCGACACUCUAAACAAAUGGGUGGAUUUUGGCAUCGAUUCCAUGAAUAAAGUGACCAUCAAUCAAGGAUACGACCCGGUUGCAAUGGACGACGUAGAGAAAUCAUUUUCAGUGAGUGGACUUCUUUUCACGUACGAAGCCAGUUUUCGUCUUACAUCGGGGAUCUUGAAUGGAUUGAGCACGAUGAAGCGUACCAAGGAUAUUGUCUAUUCCAAUAACGACACCCAUAUCCACAUCUCUCUUCCAUUGGGAUUUGAUACGCUCACAGUCGAGUACAACUAUAAAGUCAAAGUCUUAAUGAUGAAAUCUGGCGGAAAUAUUUUCGGAAAAAUCAGCGACUGCUCACUGGAACUUGAUCUCGUCGUAGAUAUGGCAACGUUGCACAUAACAGAGACAAAAUUCCACUUCAAUCAGUUAAAUGACAUUUCCGUAACCUUCACCGGAAACAUCUUCGACUGGAUUACCAACAAACUCGUCUCUGUAGUUAAACCGAUACUCAUCCCCGGGAUCAACAGCGUUUUACAACAGCUAACAAGUAAAGGGCUGGACUCAAUCGCUAACGGCUAUAAUGAUGGAGUCGAUAAAGUGGCGGAGUACUCAAAAUCUAAUGAGGGCGAAAUUAAUGAUUUUCUGCAGAAGUGCAGUGAGAUGUUGCAGGGUCUAUCAGUCGCUAAUUAAUUUUUGUGUUAAUAAAAUAAUGCAGUUGUAUUAUAACGAGUUUUAGUGUUCUAGAAGUUGCAUUCGAUCGUUUUGGACAGCCUCAUAAGACUCUGCAUUUCAUCUACACUACAUGAUUUUGGAUAACCUGGCGCUUAAUUAUCUGAAGUACUUUCUAGAGACUCUAGAAACACACGAAAAACCGAAGAGUUUUUGUUAGCUGCCCCUCUCCCCUUCCCAGAGAUUUGGAACUUGCCCCUCGUGCGAAGUAUCCAAGCCCGCAGUUGCGAUUCCAAAUCAACCACAGCCUUAGAUAUCGUAACUAGUGUGAUUACAAUACUUCUAUCCCUGUGAUAGUCUCUUCAGGGCGAAAAUUGUAACUUCCACAAAUUUGAAACGAAUGACCAAAAAAUCUAAAUUUAACUUGCGGGCCCAAAACAUAACCAUACAUUGAGCAAACAAUUAUACCAAAAAUGAAAACAAUUUCAAACAAUAACAGUGGGGGAUGGGAAUACUGUAACCACACAUAGUUACGACAUCUAAGACUGUGAUUGAUCGCGAAUCUCAACUGCAAGUUUCGAUACCUCGCACGAGGGGCAAGUUACAAGUCCCCAAGGAAGAAACUCUGCUAACACCAACUCUUCGCUUUAGAAUCUAUGUGCGAUAUGCGAGUAAUUCACUAACUUCCACAUAUGUUGUAACGUUGAAUUUGGCUUCCAAGGUCAUGUAAUUUUCCAUGUUGCGUUUAUGCACCUUCUCAUAAUUUAAAUAUAUUCUUAAGCCAU